GGGGAAGGGGAGGGGUCCGAAUAUGCUGCAAUGGAGCCAGUCAGCGACAUACAAACAUGAUUACAUACAAAGUAUGUAGUGAGGGUGUGUACCCCCAGCUGACGAAAAGUGGAACGCUUUCUUUCAGCCUCAUCCCGUGACUAUGACCGAAGGGGAAGGAAGACGUGUGGUUCCGGUUUCUGGCUGGCUUGCUUGCAGGACUUGGCUUACCCCCCCAGUAAUCAAGUCUACUCCACCCCUCCCUUGUCUCACCCUCCUCUACAAGAAGAUGGUGUGUGGGCUGACAGGUAUUCUCGCCGUCGCCGUCGUCGUCAUCAUCAUCAUCAUCAACAUCAUCACAACAAAAAUAUCUCCUCCUCCUGUUGUAACAGAACCAACAACGCCCGCACAUCACUACCAUACAACAUACUCAGAAAACCAACAAUUGAAUUCCACGCACGAGCAGCUCUACUCACUCCAUCGCCAGUGCGCAGCGCAGACUCCUCAACUUGAUGAUACCUUCCCCCUCUCCCAUCACCCUUCUAUAAAGUAUCCACCCAAAGACAACCAUACCAACUUCGUUGUCCUUGACACGACCCUAUUCAACACAACUAAAAACUCGCUGCCGGCCAGUGAGUGGGAUUGAGAACAUUGGGUCGCUUUGUACUCUACCCAGCUGCGCUAUCAAGUCUUCUAGUACUCACUGUUAUGUCUACCAUACCUAUAGAACUUCUAAACAUCAUAUCUUGCUGGGGGGGGUUUGCUCCCUUCUGUGGGCUGUCCCCUGUCCCCUGCCUUUUGCUUUUCUUCUCUCUUCUUCUGGAAUGUCAUCUUUUGAUACAAGGCUUUUUUGA
This is a messenger RNA of Aspergillus uvarum CBS 121591, 833 nucleotides long. RefSeq lists its product as uncharacterized. The record is from RefSeq and is a predicted model, not a curated record. The coding region runs from base 143 to 625 and encodes 160 amino acids. NCBI's taxonomy places the organism in Eukaryota, Fungi, Ascomycota, Eurotiomycetes, Eurotiales, Aspergillaceae. The transcript has a single exon.